Messenger RNA from Thermochaetoides thermophila DSM 1495, 765 nucleotides. Its product is annotated as 60S ribosomal protein uL2. Gene Ontology annotation, biological process: cytoplasmic translation. NCBI's taxonomy places the organism in Eukaryota, Fungi, Ascomycota, Sordariomycetes, Sordariales, Chaetomiaceae. Bases 1 to 765 code for a protein of 254 amino acids. The transcript is spliced from 3 exons. Gene Ontology annotation, molecular function: structural constituent of ribosome; RNA binding. The record is from RefSeq and is a predicted model, not a curated record. Gene Ontology annotation, cellular component: ribosome; cytosolic large ribosomal subunit.
AUGGGACGCGUCAUCCGCAACCAGCGUAAGGGCCGCGGCAGUGUGUUCACUGCCCACACCCGCCUGCGGAAGGCCCCGGCGAAGUUCCGCCCUCUCGACUAUGCCGAGCGCCAUGGCUACAUCCGCGGUAUCGUGAAGGAGAUCAUCCACGACCCCGGCCGUGGCGCGCCCCUCGCCCGUGUCGUUUUCAGGUCGCCCUACAAGUACAAGCAGAUCACCGAGACCUUCAUCGCCAAUGAAGGCAUGUACACCGGCCAGUUCAUCUACGCUGGCAAGAACGCCGCCCUGACCGUCGGCAACAUCCUUCCCCUGUCCUCUGUCCCUGAGGGUACCGUCGUCUCGAACGUCGAGGAGAAGCCCGGUGACCGUGGUGCUCUCGGCCGCACCUCGGGUAACUACGUCACCGUCGUCGGCCAUAACCCCGAUGAGGGCAAGACCCGCAUCAAGCUCCCGUCCGGCGCCAAGAAGGUCGUCCCCAGCAGCUCUCGUGGUAUGAUCGGUAUCGUCGCCGGUGGUGGCAGGACCGACAAGCCUCUCCUGAAGGCUUCUCGUGCCAAGCACAAGUUCGCUGUCAAGCGCAACCGCUGGCCCAAGACUCGUGGUGUGGCCAUGAACCCUGUUGACCAUCCUCACGGUGGUGGUAACCAUCAACACAUUGGUAAGGCGUCGACCAUCUCGCGGUACGCCGCCCAGGGUCAGAAGGCGGGUCUCAUUGCUGCGCGGAGGACGGGUCUGCUGCGUGGUACCCAGAAGACGAAGGAGUAA